CUUACAAAACAACCCUCAUUCGCCCAGAGAAAAAGAGAAACUCGUCUUGUGCAAAGUGCUUGCCAUUUCUUACACUUUGCAGUGAUCAGUUCCUCAUUCUUCAACUCUCAGCUGGCGUAAGGCAUUUGAUUGGAAUGGUCGAAAUUUUUUGAUGUUUCUUACCGGUAGCACGAUCAGAUUCUUCACUGAAUCUGACUGACAGUUUAGAGUAGAGGUUACAUUUAAGUAUACAAAUUCGUAUUUCAUCCCCAGAUCCAUCGCUGAGUGGCUCUUCAAUUGCACUUCUGGAAAGGUGAAAGUUGAAAAAUGCUGCGGUUAAGGGCUUUCCGGCCGACAAAUGAUAAGAUAGUGAAGAUUCAUAUGCACCCGACGCAUCCAUGGAUCGUGACUGCGGAUGCAUCGGAUCACGUUUCCGUUUGGAAUUGGGAGCACCGCCAGGUCAUUUAUGAGCUGAAGGCUGGUGGUGUUGAUGAGAGGCGUUUGGUCGGAGCAAAGCUCGAAAAGCUUGCCGAGGGUGAAUCAGAGUCUAGAGGGAAACCAACAGAAGCCAUACGGGGUGGGAGUGUUAAGCAGGUCAGCUUUUAUGAUGAUGACGUGCGCUUUUGGCAACUUUGGCGCAACCGUUCUGCCGCUGCUGAGGCUCCAACAGCUGUCAGUAAUGUCACUUCUGCUUUUAGUUCUCCUGCCCCAUCAACAAAAGGAAGACAUUUUCUUGUCAUAUGUUGUGAGAACAAAGCCAUAUUUUUGGAUUUGGUGACAAUGCGUGGCCGUGAUGUACCAAAGCAGGACCUUGACAAUAAACCACUUCUUUGUAUGGAGUUCCUCUCAAGAUCAAAUGGUGGUGAGGGCCCUCUUGUGGCUUUUGGUGGGUCAGAUGGUGUGAUUAGAGUUCUCUCAAUGAUUACAUGGAAGAUUGCUCGAAGAUACACUGGAGGUCACAAGGGAGCAAUUUCUUGCCUGAUGACUUUUGUGGCAGCAUCUGGCGAGGCACUUUUGGUUUCCGGUGGUAGUGAUAGUUUGCUUAUACUUUGGAGUGCAGACCAUGCUCAUGAUCAUCGAGAACUUGUGCCUAAGCUGAGUUUGAAGGCUCAUGAUGGUGGUGUUAUUGCUGUGGAGCUUUCUAGAGUGAUGGGUAGUGCCCCCCAACUUAUUACAAUUGGUGCUGAUAAAACAUUAGCAAUAUGGGACACAAUUUCAUUCAAGGAAUUACGCAGAAUAAAACCAGUUUCAAAACUGACUUGCCAUAGUGUGGCGUCUUGGUGCCACCCUCGGGCUCCAAACCUUGAUAUCCUGACAUGUGUUAAAGAUUCCCAUAUUUGGGCUAUUGAACACCCCACUUAUUCAGCUCUUACAAGGCCUUUAUGUGAACUUUCUUCACUAGUCCCUCCUCAACUACUUGCUUCGCAUAAGAAGCUCAGAGUAUACUCUAUGGUUGCACAUGCUCUGCAGCCUCAUCUUGUUGCUACUGGAACCAAUAUAGGUGUCAUUUUGUGUGAAUUUGAUUCCCGAUCUCUUCCACCUGUAGCUCCACUGCCAACACCUCCUGGAAGUCGUGAGCAUACAGCUAUCUAUGUAGUUGAAAGGGAAUUGAAGCUGCUGCAAUUUCAGUUGUCUAAUGCUGCUAGUCCAGCCCUUGGAAGUAAUGGAUCUUUGAGUGACACAGGAAGGUUCAGGGUAGACACCCCUGAACAGCUCUUUGUUAAGCAAACUAAGAAGCAUAUUACUACUCCAGUUCCACAUGAUUCAUACUCAGUUCUUUCUGUAAGCAGUUCGGGAAAGUAUGUGGCAAUUGUAUGGCCUGAUAUCCCUUACUUUGCAAUCUACAAGGUAAGUGAUUGGUCAAUAGUUGAUUCUGGCAGUGCAAGACUAUUGGCAUGGGACACUUGUCGGGAUAGAUUUGCUUUACUGGAAUCUGCACUACCUCCAAGGAUGCCUAUCAUUCCUAAAGGUGGUUCAUCUAGAAAAGCUAAGGAAGCUGCUGCAGCUGCGGCACAAGCUGCAGCUGCAGCUGCUUCUGCUGCUUCAUCUGCCUCUAUUCAAGCCCGUAUCUUACUGGAUGAUGGGACCUCAAAUGUGCUAAUGAGGUCAGUGGGCACGCGCAGUGAACCAGUUAUUGGUUUGCAUGGAGGUGCACUACUUGGUGUUGCCUAUCGAACUUCUCGGAGGAUUAGUCCUGCUGCUGCUACAGCAAUUUCAACAAUUCAAUCCAUGCCGUUGUCCGGAUUUGGAAAUGGUGCUGUUUCUUCAUUUAACACUUUUGAUGACGGUUUUGCUUCUCAGCGAACGUCAACUGAAGUGGCUGCACAGAAUUUCCAAUUAUACAGCUGGGAAACAUUUCAGCCAGUUGGUGAUCUUCUUCCUCAACCUGAAUGGACAGCAUGGGAUCAAACAGUUGAAUAUUGUGCUUUUGCUUAUCCUCAAAACAUUGUCAUAUCUUCUUUGCGUCCACAGUUUAGGUGCCUGGGAGAUGUGGCAAUUCCACAUGCUACUGGGGCUGUUUGGCAACGAAGGCAGUUAUUUGUUGCUACACCAACUACUAUUGAGUGUGUAUUUGUGGAUGCUGGUGUUGCACCUAUUGACAUAGAAACAAAACGCAGAAAAGAGGAGAUGCAACAGAAGGAAUUGCAGGCAAGGGCUGUCGCUGAACAUGGAGAACUAGCGUUAAUAACUGUUGAAAGUAAGCAAACUACUUCUCAAGAGAGGAUAGCAUUAAGACCUCCCAUGCUACAGGUUGUCCGGUUAGCUUCUUUUCAGCAUGCACCCUCUGUGCCUCCAUUCUUGUUGCCUAAGCAAUCCAAGGUUGACGGCGAUGAAUCAGGGAUGCCUACUGAAGAGAGGAGAGUUAAUGAGGUUGCUGUAGGUGGUGGUGGGGUUGCAGUUGCUGUCACUCGUUUUCCAGCAGAGCAAAAAAGACCAGUUGGACCUCUCGUCAUUGUGGGUGUCAGGGAUGGUGUUUUAUGGCUUGUGGAUAGAUAUAUGUGCGCUCAUGCAAUAUCCCUCAGUCAUCCAGGUAUUCGUUGCCGCUGUCUUGCAGCUUAUGGGGACUCUGUUAGUGCAGUAAAAUGGGCAGUUCGACUUGGUAGGGAGCAUCAUGAUGACUUGGCACAAUUUAUGCUUGGGAUGGGUUAUGCUACUGAAGCACUUCACUUGCCUGGAAUAUCUAAAAGGUUGGAGUUUGAUCUGGCCAUGCAAAGCAAUGAUUUAAGAAGAGCACUUCAGUGUCUUCUAACAAUGAGCAACAGCAGAGAUAUAGGUCAAGAAGCUCUUGGUUUGAAUCUGAAUGAUAUUAUGAACAUGACCGAAAAGAAGGAAAACGUUGUGGAUGCUGUUCAAGGAGUAGUUAAAUUUGCCAAUGAGUUUAUGGAUCUUAUUGACGCUGCAGAUGCUACCGGGCAAGCUGACAUUGCUCGUGAAGCUCUUAAAAGAUUAGCAGCUGCUGGUGCAGUGAAGGGAGCUUUACAAGGUAAGGAGUUGAGAGGAGUUGCUUUGAGGCUAGCAAAUCAUGGGGAGUUGACACGACUCGGUAAUUUGGCAAACAACUUGAUAUCAGUUGGUUCUGGACGAGAAGCAGCAUUUGCUGCUGCACUUUUGGGUGACAAUGUUCUAAUGGAGAAAGCAUGGCAGGAAACGGGGAUGCUUGCAGAAGCUGUUCUUCAUGCUCAUGCUCAUGGACGACCUUCAUUGAGGUCACUGGUUCAAUCAUGGAACAAAACGUUGCAGAAAGAAAUGGAGCAUAUUUUAUCAACAAAAACUGAUGCUGCUGCUGCUUUCUUAGCCUCUCUUGAGGAACCCAAGCUCACGAGUUUGGCAGACGCAGCGAAAAAGCCUCCAAUUGAAAUUCUGCCGCCUGGAAUGGCAUCCCUGUAUGGUCCAAAUCCUGGUCAAACAAAGACUCCCAACAAGCAGGGCUUGCUACAGAAGCCAGAUAAACCAUUAUUAUUAGAAGGAUCUAAAACCACACCGCCAAAUGCUGCAACAGUUCCGCAAGAAAAUGGCACUGCACCAACAUCAGAACCGGGUGUCACACCUAACCCAGAAGCAGCAGCAGCAGGGGCUUCUAUACCUGAAUCAGACACUCCUUCAGUGUCCGCCUCCAAUGCUCCACCGCCAGAACCUGGUGCUGCACAGCCUGCGCCACCGACGCCGGAUGCUGCUCCACAACCACCAGAAUCAAUCGAGGUCGCCCCAGAAUCAAGUUCACCUGCACCUAUAGAAUUGAACCAACAAGCCUCCGAUAAUCAGGCUAUAGCCACAUCGCCAUUGGGUACAUCUGAUCCUUUGUUAAUUGCAACUGGACAGAAUGUUCCAUCAACAUCUAAUAGUAUUCCAUCCUCAGUUGAGGUGGGCUCCCAGCCCCAGCAGCCAGAUAACAAGGGAAGGGGCAUUUUAGAUGAGCUUCAAAUGAUUGACUUUUCUUGACAGGAUAGAUUCAGUGACCCCAAGCUUUAUUUACAUCCAUACUUUUCAUACUGAGGUCAGCAGUUGGUGUGUCAAGUUUUGUGUUUGUAUAUUAGUAAAGAGCAUUCUAACAUUCUUUUUGGGGUUAUCGUGUGCCACAGUUACACUAGUUAUGUUGCAUGUAAUCUUCAGUUACUGGAAAUUUGUUGUGUAUGAGCCUUUUAUCCGAGUUAUUUUUGAUGCCGAUUAUUAUAUACGGA
Molecule: messenger RNA, 4658 nt
Organism: Ipomoea triloba (trilobed morning glory)
Lineage: Eukaryota; Viridiplantae; Streptophyta; Magnoliopsida; Solanales; Convolvulaceae
Exons: 14
Coding region: 307-4419 (1370 amino acids)
Molecular function (GO): protein binding
Source: RefSeq, a predicted model, not a curated record